Molecule: messenger RNA, 510 nt
Organism: Elephantulus edwardii (Cape elephant shrew)
Lineage: Eukaryota; Metazoa; Chordata; Mammalia; Macroscelidea; Macroscelididae
Product: ubiquitin carboxyl-terminal hydrolase isozyme L1-like
Exons: 1
Coding region: 1-510 (169 amino acids)
Biological process (GO): ubiquitin-dependent protein catabolic process; protein deubiquitination
Cellular component (GO): cytoplasm
Molecular function (GO): cysteine-type deubiquitinase activity
Source: RefSeq, a predicted model, not a curated record
AUGCUGAACAAACACGAGAAUUUCAGGAAAAAGCAGAUUGAAGAACUGAAGGGACAAGAAGUCAGUCCCAGAAUGUACUUCAUGAAGCAGACUAUUGGGAACUCCUGUGGGACCGUUGGACUGAUACAUGCAGUGGCCAAUAAUCAGGACAAACUGCAGUUUGACAAUGGAUCUGUCCUGAAGCAGUUUCUUUCUGAAACGGAGAAGCUGUCUCCUGAUGACAGAGCAAAACGCUUUGAAAAGAAUGAGGCCAUCCAGGCAGCUCACGACGCUGUGGCGCAGGAAGGUCAGUGUCGGGUAGACGACAAAGUGAACUUUCAUUUUAUUCUGUUUAACAACGUGGAUGGCCACCUCUACGAACUCAAUGGACGAAUGCCUUUCCCCUUGAACCAUGGCACCAGUUCAGAGGACUCCCUGCUGCAGGAUGCUGCCAAGGUGUGCAGAGAAUUCACUGAGCGUGAGCAGGGGGAGGUCCGCUUCUCGGCCGUUGCCCUGUGCAAGGCAGCCUAA